Messenger RNA from Phascolarctos cinereus (koala), 649 nucleotides. Lineage: Eukaryota; Metazoa; Chordata; Mammalia; Diprotodontia; Phascolarctidae. The record is from RefSeq and is a predicted model, not a curated record.
AAAUUUAGUGCUUUCAUGACCAGGCAAAGAUAAGGCACUGAGUUAUUAAGACAGGGACCAGAGCAGGCUUUCCAGAUCCUGCUCACUCUCAGAGCUUCUGGACCUUGCAGCGAUGGCCACGGGGAUCCGACCUUGGCCCUGGGCUCUGGUGGGGCUGGUUUUCUGUGCUGCUUGCCUACGCUCUGCCAAAGGGGGUAAGCUGUUGGUGAUCCCCUUUGACGGCAGCCACUGGCUCAGCAUGCGUCAAGUGGUCCAGGAGCUCAAUCUGAAAGGCCAUGAGAGUGUUGUCCUGGCACCAGAGCUGUCCGGGCACAUCAGGGAAGGAUGGUACUAUGCUUUGAGGACCUUUCCAGUCACUUUCAGCAAGGACCGUUUUCAUGAGUUAAUCGGGUCUCAUUUCCAAUGGUCGUUUGACCAGAAACCUCUUCUGAAGAGAUUCUUUGACAUUGCUGUACUCUUUAAGAUGGUGAGUGACAUGUACUUUAGCUUUUGUGUGGACCUAGUCCACAACAAGGAACUGAUGAAGUCCUUGGAAGAGGCCCACUAUGAUGCCGUUUUAACUGAUCCUGCUAAUAUCUGUGGACCCUUUCUGGCUCUUUAUCUGUCCAUUCCAGCUGUUUAUUUCUUGAGAGGACUCCCUGCGGUUUAG